GUCACGCAGUGUCAAGUGGCCCCGCGCGACGGGAGGAGUGGUUGUGGGGGCCUCGUCCAGCCAUGGGGCCCGGCGCAGCAGUUGGCGCGCCUCUGGGGUGACGAGGCAUGCCCGCCGCCGGCCGCUGCCUCCUGGAUACUGAGUAGGCCGGGCGGCCAGGGAGACCCGCCAUGUCCUCCGUGGUGCCCGCGGGCAAGGCGGUGGCGCGCGCACCCGGGGCCGAGCACGAGGACCAGGCCGGCCAGGACCGCGAGGACGGGUCCGCGGAGGAGGAGGACAACAAACAAGAACUGCAGGAGGUCCUCUUCCCCGUGGGCAGCGUCGCCUCCAAGCCUGACCCCAUCAAGCUGCGGUCAUGGACGGACCAGGUGGUGCGCUGGGCACGUGGCAACAUGCUGCUGGUGCUGACAGUGGCUGCCGUGCUGGCGGGGAUAGCCGUCGGCUUCCUGCUGCGGUUAGCACGGCCCUCGCACGGCGCAAUCAUGAUUGUGUCCUUCCCCGGCGAGGUGUUCAUGCGGGCCCUCAAGAUGCUCAUCCUGCCGCUCAUCGUGUCCUCGCUCGUCGCAGGGAUGGCGCAGCUGGACGCGCGCUGCUCAGGCCGCAUGGGCUGCCGGGCGCUGGUCUACUACAUCACCACCACCGUGCUGGCAGCCAUAGUGGGCAUUGUCAUGGUGCUGAUGAUCCACCCGGGCGACCCACGCAUCAAGAAUAUCGUCGCGGCGCCCGCCACUAAGGCUCAUGUCACCACUCUGGACACCAUCCUCGACAUUAUCCGGAACAUGUUCCCGGACAACCUGAUGCAAGCGUGCUUCCAGCAAGUGCAGACCACAUACAAGAAGGUGCCGAAGCUGGUGCCGAAGGUGAAUGCCUCCAUCGACCCGGCCGGCGGGUUCUCCCUCAAGCACGAGCUCGAGUACAAGGAUGGCACCAACGUCAUGGGCAUGAUCGUGUUCUGCAUAGCUUUUGGCCUAGUGGCUGGACAGAUGGGCGCUGCUGGGAGGCUGAUGGUGGACUUCUUCAUGGUGCUCAACGACAUCAUCAUGAAACUGGUUGGCAUCGUGAUGUGGUGCUCACCCGUCGGCAUCCUGUGUCUGAUCGCCGGCAAGAUCAUGAGCAUCGACAACAUGGCAGUAACGGCGCAGCAGCUGGGGCUCUACAUGGUCACUGUGAUCUUGGGCCUCUUGGUGCAUGCCCUCAUCACGCUGCCAUCCAUCUUCUUCUUCUUCACACGCCGCAACCCAGCGAUCUUCUUCCAGGGCAUCUUCCAGGCCUGGGUCACCGCGCUGGGCACGGCCUCCAGUGCCGCCGCGCUGCCGGUCACCUUCCAGUGCCUCGAGGAGAACAACCACAUCGACCGGCGCGUGACUCGCUUCGUGGCCGCCGUGGGCGCCACCGUCAACAUGGACGGCACAGCGCUCUACGAGGCCGUGGCCGCCAUCUUCAUCGCGCAGAUGAACGGCGUCAGCCUGGGCAUUGGCGAGAUCAUCACUGUCAGCUUGACGGCGACCCUGGCCAGCAUCGGGGCGGCCUCCAUCCCCAGCGCCGCCCUCAUCACCAUGCUGAUGGUGCUGACGGCGCUCGGCCUCCCCACCGAGGACAUCUCGCUGCUGUUCGCCGUCGACUGGCUGCUGGACCGCAUCCGCACGUCCAUCAACGUGAUGGGCGACGCGUUCGGCGCCGGCAUCGUGUACCACCUGUCCAAGGCGGAGCUGGACCGCAUGGACGCCGAGAGGGGCGUCGACGGGGACUCGCCCGGCGAGGCGCCGCGCAGGGCCGAGGUGGUCCUGGACGAGGACCUGGUGGACACCAAGGUGUGAGCCGGCAACACCGCUCCACGGCCUGGCAACACCGCUCCGCGACCUGGCACCUCAGUGCGACCGGAUUACACAUAGUAGAAGUAGUUCCACAAAUGUACCACCAUCAUGUUAUUUGUUCAUUCAAUGCACUUUGUAAGUGUGCAAGUAUUUAAACAUUUGCUAGCAUAGAGUUGUACAUAUAUAGAUAUCUAUUAUUCAUCGCGUAAAAUGAUAUUUCUUUUAUUAAUCAUAUGAAAAAAUUAUAAAUAUUGUACCGAGUGAUUAUUGAUAGCAGUUGCAGGCUAAACUAUAUAAGCAGUCUGAGUAUAUAAAUUGAGGGUGAACUAGGGGAAUGAAAUAUUUCACAGGAAUGACCGAUUCGCCACUGCCGUAAAUUCGGGCAUCUGUUUUGGGAACUCGAUAAUUACCGGGUAAACAAUAACGAGUAUAGCCUAUGCUAAAUUUGUCAACAUAUAUCUCUGACUUUAAAAAAUACUAUAUUUAAUCAUAUUUACUUCACAACUCUAAACUUUCUAACCAAUUAUUUUCCCACUACAGCUAUAUUUUCAGGAGAAAAGUUGAGGUUUAUCCGCGAUUUGAUUUCAAUACGUUUAAAGUAGCAGUAAAAUUAUUAUUUUAAUAUUAUAUCGUAUUAGAAAACUAAAAACCAAAUUAAUUGGAGAGAUUUGUCACCUUAAUGGAUUAACAGGUAUAAUUUUACCACACUGUGCAGCUAAAUUAAUUUAUAAUAUAAUUAUCGUAAUAAUUAGGUACUGAAAAUCUUUACCACAUUUAUUAUAUAUAUAUCCACUAGGGAAGAUAUACACUUAAGAAAAAUAAUUAAUCAUACUUAUACUAUUCAAAUGUAGACCAUUCUACCUAAAUUAUUAAACAGGAGAAUAGAUAUCUGAAUAUUAGUAUUAUUACGUUAGUAUUUAUUGGGAAGGCGCAUUCCAUGCAAGUAUAAGUUGGAGCUAUACGCAUUUAUGUUUAUGUGCGUGAGCAUUCCGAAGUACAAAAGUUGAAAAUAAAUCUUAUUUAUUUUUAGCAUAGUAACAAAACUGAUUGUUAUUCUUCCCUGCAUGAUCUUCGCCACACACACAUGCAUAGCAUUUUUACAUCGGCAGUGUAUUGAUUGAUAUACACGCCACGGAAAAGAUCCGAACAUGUUACUCAAGUGUUAGAUUUACAAAAAUAUAGAAAUAAAUUUAUUGGUGAGUAAGAAUAAAUAAUUUAAUAUAAAUUCAUAUUUCUUUAAUGUGUUUUACGUGUGUAUCAGUGAGUAUUACGUUAAUGUAUCCUAUAAAUGUUUGUUAUAAGGGUUAUUGUUAAGAUAUUGUAUUUUAAUAAUGUAGAUAAUAAGUUUUACCUAGGUAUAAGUUUGUGUUACUCUCUGGAAAGCCACAACUCUUCACUAAAUAUUUUUUGUGUGUUAGGUUAAGUCAAGUCAGCACUUUGUGUCAUUUUUUUAAAUCGAACUGUCUCUCAGCCAUGCACAAAAUGACUCUUAAGUGCUGGCAAUCUUUAAAUAUUACGAUACUCAAAACGUGUUUUGUUAAUAUUGUGUAUCAUGUAAAGUAUAGAAAAACAAUUUUCUGAGUAAAUACACCAAAAAAGAUUUCCAUUUUUUUUAUAUAUUCAGCGUUUAAAAUGACAUGUUGGAAAGCAAACUUAACAGUUUUCACUUGUAUCCUUUAUUUCUUUAUUUAUAUGUCUUAUUCCAUAAAUUAUUAGACACUUCAAAUUAUUUCAGUAAUAAUAAACUCAUCAAGAGUUCAACCUCAAAUUCAAAACAAAUAUUUUUUGCAUUUAGAUUUUUUCACAGUUUUACGUGAAGGUACUAUAUUAACGUGCUCAAUUUAGUAUCAAACUCACUACUACGAAACACUGACAUAUUUGGAGUUAAUUUGGACUUAAUAAUAAACUUAAAUGACAAUUAUCAUUAGGUACAAAGAUCAUAGGAAAGUAGCCUAUGCACUGGCAAAUUACCAUACUGGAAGUUAAAAUUUAUCGUAUUGCGUUUCUGGUCAAUGCAUAGUAAUAAUACAUUAUCAAAAUAUCCUCUUUCUCUUUCCAAUCAUGCUCUUCUACCAUGCUUGGCUCACCUUGGUCUCAAAAUAAUUUACCUAUACAUCUUCAUCAGUGCAAAACCAUUCACCUGCGGCGUAAGAUGACAUCAAUCAUCCUACGUAAUCUUCUUGAAGCAAGUUAACCACGAUACCAGUGAAAUAAAGCAUGAUCGAUCAGAAUAAGUGAUGACAAUGUGUGUUCAGCUUAAAGAAGUGUUUAAUUUUUGUUUACGACACAGUAAUUUCUUCUAAGUGGUUGCAUAAGGGAGUGAUUAUGGUUCAUUUAAAAAAUUUUGUUGAAAAAAUUUGAUCAACAAGAAACACUUAGAUUUUGUCACAAUUUGACAAAGCUGCUCGCCGUUGUAUAUAAGAUAGUAUUAUAUAAAUCACACAUAAAUUACAACACUGCACCAGAAAAUUUGUUUCGGGAUUUUGGGAAAUACCGUUUCAUGAUGGACAGUUAUUCAUUUUUUGUUUUGUUUUUUUGCUUGUAGUGGAACGAUAUAUACUCACCUGAAAUAUUUUUACCCGGACCUGUCAGAGUUUUGAAACAACUCAAAGCGGCAUAGUUAUAUCAAACAAAGACAUAAUAUAUUUACUGUGUGUAGCCCCUAGAGCCGGGGUCGGCAGACCGCACAGCACACAGGCUCUGCAACUUACAGUGCUGCCACAGCACGAAAACAAAUCAGAUCUCGUCAACCGCUUGGAAGCUUACGAAAGAGAGAAAUCAAAUUUGAUAUAUCACCAUAAAUGUACGGCUGCAAAAAAAUCCCUACAAUAGAGACAAUCAUAUUUGAUUGCGUGGAGUAGGCUUCCUGAAACCUAUGACACAACAAAAAAAAAACUAGCAUUUUCUAUUCUAACAAUCUUUGGCUCUACCUAUUAAUGUGAACAAACAUUAUCUUCAAUUAAUCAAUUAAAAAUUGAAAAUGAAGUAAAUUAAUCGACAACUUAUAAUCAUGUCUAAAAUGGAAAAUAAGAAGUUACUUGCCAGGCAAGCUAAGCUUUCGAAAGCAAUGCAAAGUCACCGUUCCAAGGAAGUAAUAAAUUUUACAAAGUCCAGGUAAAUUUUUUUUAAUUUUAAUAACUAAUCCAAAUAUUUUAGGUUUUCUUAUGUUAUCAGUAGAGAUCUACUAAUAACAACCACAGUUUUUUUUUUUACAUUUUAGCGUUUUUUUCUAAGUAGCCUUUAUUUUUAAGACUUUAUAUUGAAUUUUUGAAUAAAAUAGUUUGAUUUCAUCUCAUUUUUAUCGUUUUAAAGUUCCGUGUACUUACAGAGAAAACACAUAUUGCGGCUCUCUAGAUAAUUGGGGAAUCUGUUUACUUGAUAUUCGGUUCAUCUCUCUGAAAGUCUGCCGACCCCUGGCCAAGUGGAACAUGGAAUCAAAGUGAGGCGACGACGAAACACAUUAAGACUCGGUCGCAUCCGCCACGUUGGUUAUCUCGUGGUCUUGUCAUCGCUAUUUAUUAAGGCUAUUCGUGUCAAUUUAUUAUGAUAGCUAUCUUGCCUUUCUAGUUCCUUCACAAUUUUUCUCAACAAAUUUGUUUCUAAUACAGUAUGUACCUAAAAUAAUGUCCAUGUUAUAAAUCUUAAUAGUAUUAAUAGUAAGCGCUGUAGAGUGUUGGUUUAGGGUCACAAUUAAUGAGUAACUGAACCAGUUUUAGAUUAGCGCAUGCGCGAGUACUGCUUUGUUGUUUUCUCUUGCAGAGCCACCUACACAAAAUGGCGACUCCUGAGCGUAAAGUGUUUUGUGUUCCACAAUUUGCUAAGAGUUCAUCUGUAAUUUAAGUUCAAAGUGCGUUUAGUUUAGAGUUCAAUUGUGAUCCCCGUGUGGCAAAAACAUCCACCGACGACACGACAGAUCUCUUUUGCGCUGGCCUCCACGUUCACUUGACUAAACGCUGUGUAAUUUUUUUUACUUUGGGUCUUUAUAAAAUAAUGUGUAUAUGUUCCGCCGCCAGAGUUGAGAUACAGUAUUCAAAAGAGAAUUCCAUUACUCCAGACAUGUUUAACAAGGUGCAGGAAGAAAUCGACUUUAAAUUGGAUGUGUGCUGUAUAACUAAAGAUGCACAUAGUGGACAUUUUUAAGAAAAACCGUGUUAGUUUACCUUCAAUUUGAUCUGUGAUCAAAUUUAUUGUCUAAAUUAAACUAUUAUAAUAUACCAUUGAAA
Messenger RNA from Bacillus rossius redtenbacheri, 6037 nucleotides. Its product is annotated as excitatory amino acid transporter-like. Gene Ontology annotation, biological process: L-glutamate transmembrane transport. The transcript is spliced from 12 exons. Lineage: Eukaryota; Metazoa; Arthropoda; Insecta; Phasmatodea; Bacillidae. Gene Ontology annotation, molecular function: neutral L-amino acid transmembrane transporter activity; L-glutamate transmembrane transporter activity; glutamate:sodium symporter activity. Gene Ontology annotation, cellular component: plasma membrane. The coding region runs from base 171 to 1817 and encodes 548 amino acids. The record is from RefSeq and is a predicted model, not a curated record.